Gigantopelta aegis is the source of this 4360-nucleotide messenger RNA. RefSeq lists its product as uncharacterized. Bases 2950 to 3774 code for a protein of 274 amino acids. Lineage: Eukaryota; Metazoa; Mollusca; Gastropoda; Neomphalida; Peltospiridae. The record is from RefSeq and is a predicted model, not a curated record. The transcript is spliced from 5 exons.
AAUGUUUAGCCAUGCUAAAUACACAAUAACAUACAUAUGCAAUUCACUUUAUUCAUAAAUACUUGAACAGUAUAAAUGACUUGAACAGUAUAAAUGACUUGUGUCACAUAUUGUGGUCUAUUAAAGGGACAGACCCUAGUUUUUAAAUAGUACGGCAUAUUUUUCACUAUUAAAGCAGUUUAUGACAACUGAAAUCAAACAUUACUUAUAUUUCAUUGUUUAGAUUAUCAACUUCCAUACAACUGAAAUGUUUUCCACAAAAUGCAUUUUUCAUAAUUUUAUAAACGCACGUGCGUCUGACAAGUAACAUUCAUGGAGUUGAUUUUUAGUCUAUGUUUAACGGUACUUCACCGUUUCAACUUUACAGAGUCUUGUUUCACUCUCUUGUAACGUUAUCUAAAUAUAUGUAUGUCAAUUUUUACAGGUUGAAACUAGGGUCUGAGCCUUUAACACAUAUACAAUAAAAAUGUAACAAAAAAUGAUAGGAAUUGCCCCUUGCUUUUAUAGACACAUACUCCGCCAUAAUAAUAUAUUAUAUAUUUUUUAUUGCAGAAUUUCCAUGGAUACAUCUUUUGUCGAUGCCGGAGCUGUAUAUGAUGACAAGGACAUCACAUACAGGCCUGAACUCAACAUCUCCUUAGAGUGAGUGUUCUUGGACAAACAAAAUAUAUCACCUGCAAUGUUUUAUGUGCUAAGUCUUCCAUUCAUUGAUUUCCUUUUUAAGUUCACUUAACUUUGAUGGUUUACAGGGUUGUAAAGUUACUUUAUGAUACUAAUUUCUGUCUUAAAGCAAUGUAAAUCACAAAACUAAGACUUUUCAGCAAUAAAUCCUGUGUAAACAUAUUGGUCACCUUUUACAAGGCUUUUUUAAUAAAGUAUUAAAUGUUUAAAAUCUUUAAUUUUGUUUAACAAGUAUUGGGAAUGAAAUGUUAGAACUAAAAAUAUGGUAGCGAACAAAUCGACUAGACAUUUUAACAUGGAUUACAACUAAUUUUGAGGGUAAAAUGAAGGAAAUACAUGUACAUGGUGAAAAUGUCUUAGGUUAGCACAUUUUGACUGAAUAUCUCUAUGAUUUUUGCCAAAAUUUGAGGUUUUGCUCUAUCACUAGGGGGCCAUGUGCACCCCUGUCCCCUUGUCUCAUACGCUUAUGGUAGACAACCUGAGAUUGGCAGAGAGGACACAUAUAGCUGUUUGGUAGUAAUGCUAAUAUCAAUAAAUGUUGUUAUAUGCAGAUUCGGGUAUUUUUGUUUAAUUUGGGCAAAAAAUAGCCUCUACCCCCCUUACAGAAAUGGGACCCUGUACGCCUAUGUUAUCAAUGGCUACUAGAUUAAUAUUUUGUUGUUUGUUUACAUACAGACCAUCGAAAGAAUGAAGCGAGUGAAGAUGUUGAAAUCGCAGACCUUGUGUUUGACAUUACUUCACAAGAAGAGGCAGAGAAAGAUGAUACCUUUAUAGAGGGAUCCAGCAUUCCAGUGAAAAGAACAGUAGACCGGGAUGAUACAACUGAGAAAACAUUUAUUUGUUACAUGUCAUGUCUACUGGAUCUUGCAGCACUGCAGGUGAAGAAAGUGUGCUCUCAAAAAGACUGUACAAGUGAUGUCACCGUAAAAGGUCAGAUCGACAGUACAGCACUUGUCCUAAAAUGGGUAUGUGAUUGGAAUUGUACAAUAUACAUUGUAAUUAUCUCAAUCAGUCUUUUCUGUCUGUGUAACUGAUUGUUUGUAAAUAGUCCGGUUCAAUUUAGUAUGAGAAUACUGCUGGGUAUCAACAGUGUGCAUGUUAGAAAUAAUUCUACCAAAUAACUAUUAUUUUUAUAUUUAUUUUUAAAAUAAUAGGCUGGAUCUACCUCACAUUGUAAGAGUUUGCCAGGAGUGAUUUGUUGCAAAAUUGAAACCCCUUGAUGGACCCAUUCUUUGAUUGGAUUCCAACCCACCCACAGCUGAUAUGUCAGAGGCUGUUUUGUCUGGUAAUGGAAAAAUGUGACGGGUUACUUCUAAGAUUAUAUGUCAGAUUUAGCAAAUGUUUCACAUCUAGUAGCCAAUGAUGAACAAAUUGUGUCAUAAAACAAAACAAACUUGUUUUCUUAGUGUUUUGCAUUAUAUUAUACAACUGUCCAAUAGUAUAUUUGGAAUAUGAUAUUCACUUUCAAAAUUUCUUUUAAAAAAUCCUAUAUAUAAAAUUCAUAUUGAUAUGUUUUUUUUGGGGUGGGCAACAGCUCUGCAAUACAAUAUCAGGUAAACUAAAGCCUAUGGCAUGUGUUGUCUUGUAUGCGUCACAGUGCAUAAAAUAUCACUUGUCAAUUGAUACAAAUCAAAUACAGUAUCAUGUAGGUGCUGCUUUUGUGUGUUUAAAGUAAGAGUAAACACUACUUCCCUGUUGUUGCUUUUAACUGAAGUGGGUACAAUGUAGUAUAAUAGUGCCACUUCACUAUCUUAUUUAAAAAUUUAGUAAUGGAAUAUCAUAAUUUAUAAGUCCAUUUUUAAUUUUAGAUUUGUGUAGAUGGCCACGAGAUGAACAGAUGGUGUUCACAACCUUUGCUGACAAGAGGUGCCUUGCAGGGCAAUAUACUGCUUUCGUCAGCGAUAGUUCUUUCCGGAAAUAACUACACCAAAAUAGCCCUAAUGUGCAAGUUCCUCAAUUUAGGCAUGGUGUCAAGCUCCACAUUUCAUAGGAUUCAAAGUCACUAUAUCAUCCCAGCUGUCACAACAUAUUGGGAAGCUACACAUCGUGAUGUUAUUGAAAGUGUUCAAGGGAAAGAUGUAAUUAUUGCAGGUAAGAAAAACCCUGAUAGGCACUUAAUUAUUCAAAUAUUUAGAUGUACUAACAACAUGUUGUUGUUUUUUUAAUCUAUUCUUUUAUGAGCAGUGUCCUCAAUUCUGGUCCAAUUCAGAGCUCAUCAGAGUAAUUAAAUAUUUACUGUGGACCAACUUACAUUACCAAUCUAAACAAAUGAAGUGCAUGUAUAAAUAUUUUGUUCUUAUUGUUGCUUCAAUUUGUACAGGUGAUGGCAGGAACGACAGCCCAGGAUACUGUGCAAAAUACUGCACGUAUAUCAUGAUGGACAACAACAGUAAACAUAUCCUGGGCAUGGUUGUGGUGGAUAAGCGAGAAACUGAACUGAAUUCCGUCAAAAUGAAACCUAAGGCAUUUGAAACCAUCAUACCUAACAUUGCAUGUCGUAUUUCUAAAUUAUUUGGUGUGAGAAAUUUAUAUAUAAAUUAUGUAUACAUUACAUUUUUAACAGAGAAACAGUAUCCAAACAUAAAACACAGCUAUGACAUGUGGCAUGGUAGCAAGAAUCUUGGGAAGAAGUUGGCAAUGGUAUUCAAUUUGAGUGAUUCGGACCUAGAAACACUAAACAAUCACAUCCUGAUGUAUGCUGCAAAACGAUUUGCUUACAGUUAUCCUUCAUUCCAAGCCCGAAACUACUUGGCAGCCAUCGAUUAUGAGAAACAUCUGGAUAGCCCACACAUGAAAACCAGAACUGGCGUAUUGAGUUAUAAAUGUGAUUGUUUCAGGUACCACAGGGCAUACUCAAAACAUAGUAAACAUUGGCGUGUGUGGCCCAGAAAAGUGGAAAAAGAGUACAACUAUAUCCCAGACAUCAUGAUGAUGAUUCUAAAUCUGUACUUUGAUGACAAAGCCGUGAGAAUCAGUGUGGAGAUGUCGGAAACAGAUCCAAGAAGAAUCGUCUCCACAAUUGCACCCAUUGCCCCUCCGCCAACAUCAAAAAUUGUGGCAGUACAGAAAUCUCGGUUCGAGUCAAAACACUAAAGACAAUCUUGCAAACAUUAGGGGAAAAAAAGCCAGAAAGACUUUAAGCUAUGCCCCCUCCCCAGUGAGGGUUUCUGCCAGAGGGUAAAAUGGGUAUGGUGCCAUACCAAAAACUGUUUUGCAGAUUGUUUUUGGUUUUAAGUUGACCUUUUAACAAAAUUAAUGACUCUUUUCAUUAUUGUAUGAUUUUAUUAAUCCUAACCGUAAACCAUUUUUCUUUCUGGGGGUGGCCCCCCCAUACCCCUUUCAUUCAGCACACAUUGUAAAUAUUCAGUUUCAUAGCGCCAUACCCAAAAAUUUAUUUCUGGCAAAAACACUACCCUCCGGUACCAUUACCCUCCCAAUACCAUUUAUUUAAUUUUUUCUGCAAGUGGGUUGAUUAUUCAGUGUUCAAAUUCAACAAAAAGCAGUGGUAUAAUUUUAAAAAAAAACCUAACAAAUAAAUAACUUUUACUUAUGUAUAAAACUUUUACUUAGCCAAAAGGUGCUAUUAAGUGUUUCCAUUGCAGACUGACUUUUUCACUAAUGUUGACGUUCUACCUUUAUGGUAAAAUUUAUUAAUGAAGACGUUUUUAAUGGUUAAUAA